UAUAUAAAGCCAACCACGCACAAAUAAAGAAGUGGUCCCAAUGAAAGCUAGCCACGCACCCUUGACGCGUAUGUUAAACUAUAUAAAGGUCUUAGCCUUCCAUUAGCUCGCAUAUUCACAGCGAUCACCACCUGCUAGGGGUAGCAACAAUUGACUGCCAGUUACGAGGAGAGAGGGAAAACAAAAAAAAGGAAAGCAUAGGUCAUUUACAAAGUAGCGGAACACGAAUCACAGGAUCAAGGCUGCGCGCAUUGGUGUUGGUUGGUUGGUCCAAUGGAAGCAGGAACAGCAAAACCAAUGGAGCUCUCCAUUAAUCUCCAGGGAGGAGACAUUAACGUCGCCCUCAUCCUGGGGGUAACGGGACUCGUAGGGAAAGAGAUUGCAGCCAUCCUGAAGAGAAGAGGAUGGAAAGUGUAUGGCGUCGCUCGGAGAAACCUGCCUUCUCCGGACUGCAUCUUCAUCCCCUGUGACCUUCUAGACCGGAAGGAGACGAUGGACAAGUUGUCCCAAUUACAGGACGUUACCCACAUCUUCUGGGUUACUUGGUGCAGCGAGUUCUCCGCGGAUUCCCAAGAAGGGUGUGCGCAGAACGAAAGCAUGAUAGCCAAUGCCCUGGACGCGGUGCUUGGUGCAGCCAAGUCACCGAAGCAUUUUUCGCUGCAAACAGGAACGGCCCACUACUUAUCUGUGGGUGGCCACGACGUUCGGAGCGACGGCGAUCAUAGUGAUGAGGACGGUGAGACAUCGAACGUGACAGCGAUAAUCAGCAAGAGGGCCACGACUGCAGAUGGCGUCGACUACUCCUACUAUUACGAUGAGGAGAGUCCCCGACCUGCCAACCGCAUCAACUUCUACUACACGCUGGAGGAGGUGGCGAGACAGAGACUAUCAGGCAAAGUCGGAUGGUCGGUGCAUCGCCCGGGCCUCUUGAUGGGCAACUCCCUGAGGACCGAACUGAACGUGAUGGGGAGCCUGUGCGUCUACGGCAGCGUAUGCAAGCACCUGGGCCUGCCUUUUCUGUUCGGCGGCAGCAGGCAAUGCUGGGAGGAGGCCUGCUUGGACGCGUCGGACGCCAGAUUGGUGGCAGAGCAGCAGAUCUGGGCGGCAACCGCAGGACCGAAGCUGCAGCAGCGCGAAGAUCCAGAUCGAGGCAGCGAAGAGGGCGCCUUGGUGCUUAUGGACGGCGAAGCCUUCAAUGUUGUCAAUGGCUCUCCCUUCACGUGGAAGGAGGUGUGGCCCGCUCUGGCGGCCAAGUUCGGACUGGCCGCACCUGCGGGGCGUGGAGACGAUCCCUUCUUCUCGGAGGAGUUCUCUUAUGUGAAGGCGAUGGGUGAUAAGGGUGUGGUGUGGGAGGAGAUCGUGCAGAAGAACGGGUUGCUCCGGACGAGGAUGGAGGAGCUCGCGAACUGGGGGUUCUUGGACUCCCUCUUCCGGAUGCCCUUCAAAUUGCUGGUGAGCAGGGAGAAGUCGGACCGCCUGGGCUUCACCUCCACCUGCAACACCCUCACUUCCAUCCUCUAUUGGGUGGAUUGCAUCAGGGACGACAAAGUGGUGCCCUGAGCCAACUCCUGCGGCCACUUGGAAGCUCUGUCAAAAUGAAUCUGUCUGUCGCACACGGUUGCUCUCUCUCGCUCUUUUCCUUCAUUGCUCAAAAACGCCGACAGCAUUGAGCCGAUAUCUCCCGUUUAAUUGUGGUGGAAGCAAAAGUAUUAACGGGGACGCUGCGCGGGCGAGAAAGCGAAUUGCUCAAGUCCCUUCCACCACACGGGGACAGCUCAACCGACAUUCCCCCGUUGAGAAAAGGACUACAAUGAUGACGCCACGUCUCAACCCAAACAUCCAACUCUCUACGUUAACUUUAUUGGCCUUUGUAUUACUAUUAUUAUAUUAUCAUCAUAAGUAACAGAACGGUACUACAUACAUGAAACUCUAUAUCAAAGCUAACUAUGUUUCAUCUAA
This is a messenger RNA of Nymphaea colorata (pocket water lily), 1959 nucleotides long. RefSeq names its product 3-oxo-Delta(4,5)-steroid 5-beta-reductase. The transcript has a single exon. Lineage: Eukaryota; Viridiplantae; Streptophyta; Magnoliopsida; Nymphaeales; Nymphaeaceae. The coding region runs from base 274 to 1560 and encodes 428 amino acids. The record is from RefSeq and is a predicted model, not a curated record.